Lizanozyma spartinae is the source of this 2751-nucleotide messenger RNA. RefSeq names its product serine/threonine protein kinase. Gene Ontology annotation, molecular function: protein serine/threonine kinase activity; ATP binding. NCBI's taxonomy places the organism in Eukaryota, Fungi, Ascomycota, Pichiomycetes, Serinales, Debaryomycetaceae. Gene Ontology annotation, biological process: protein phosphorylation. Gene Ontology annotation, cellular component: plasma membrane; cytoplasm; nucleus. The coding region runs from base 1 to 2751 and encodes 916 amino acids. The transcript has a single exon. The record is from RefSeq and is a predicted model, not a curated record.
AUGGGGAUCUUUUUCAAUUCUAAUCAUAGUAAUAAAGAGAUAGAAGAACAAACUGAAAUCAACGAAAACUUUGAAAUAGGAGGUGGGAUUCAGGAUAGUGCUUUAGAUUUAGACUUUCUCAACAAAUCAAAUACUCAUGGAGUAGGUAAACCUCAUCCUCCCGCAUUCAGGGAUGAAGCACUGAAAGGGGGCAGUAGGUCUCGAUCCAUUAGUUUGUCAAAGUUCCUAUUCUCAAAGGACCACGCUAUAUCUUCGGCAAGUUCUUCUGCUUCGGAAGCCAAUCCUUCUCAUACAUCCUCAAUACAAAAUAUUAAUUUGAAUCAAUCCAAUGAAUCAGAGUUAAAAACGCAUCCAAUACAGAACCAAAAUUCUAAUCCGCCUGAUAAUGAUGAUUUAAUAGACAAUCAUCCUAAAUCCGAUUCGGAAUCGGAUCUAAGCCAACCUCAGCUACAACAUCUUCCACCGGCAAGACCCCAGAGUUUAGGCAAGUUACGUUCCUUUUUUCGCUUGUCCUCAACCUCCAUAAGCCUGAAUCAAAGUAUCGGCCAAACUACUCCUCCUAUAUCAGAAUCAAUUCCGGAAUCAAAUGAUGACCAAAUUGGGAGACAUUCAGCACCAGCACAAAAGAGAAGGUUUACCUUGGGAAGAAUUAGAUCGGAUUCUGUUCCAAUAUCAAGCUUAUUCCAUAGAGGAAUAACUCCUGAUGCAGAACCUUCCACCCCAUCAAAUUCAGAUGGAUCAACGGUGAGCAAGAGCUCGGGUGGUCCAGAAGGUUCAACAGAGGUUCCUACAAAACCCAAAUUGUUGAUAGAUAGUUCCAAAGAACCACAUAACAACAAUGAUAAACUAGCUAGUCCUGUGGCUUACUCAAAUGCUUACUUUGCUCAUCAAGGACUUCCUCCACACUUUUCUCAUAAAGCAAAACAUUUAGAGAUAGAGGAAGCUGCCUCUCUGUUGCACGGAAUAUCUGUGUCGUUGAGACAUAAUGAAUCACUUGCAGAUUUCCAAGAUAGUGUAAUCAAACCACCUAAAAUCACUGGUAACUAUGAAGAUCCAGUAAUAUUGGAAAAGGAAGACGAGGAUAAAGAUGCAACUUCAAUUUAUGCUACACCAAAGAAAAGUUUUUGCAAGAAUCUACAAGACUCUCCACUUCGCGAUCUGGCUUCACCAUCUCUGGUCACAGGUGACCAAAUUCCUCAACUGCCUACACCCGUCCGUCCCGGUAAUCUUUUACAGGCUUCUGGUAUUCAAAGAACGUUAAGAAGGGUUGCCUCGGCUCCUUUGGUCAGUCGUUUGCUUAGUGAUUCUAAGCGAUCUUCUGCUGAUUUAGCAGAAUCUCGUCGCUUUGACAGACCAGAUCAAACCGGGGAUAAUGCUAAAGAACCUUCAACUAGUGAUAUUCCAUUUGAUAUCAGUGCUCACAUAGGUGAAAUUAAAGUUCUGGAUAGACCAAAUACGAGCUCCAAUUCAGGAAGAAAUUAUAGUCAUGCACUGACAAAGGUGCUUGAAGCCCAUGUCAAUGAGAAUAGCUUUGAGAGGAUACGGUUACUAGGAAAGGGAGAUGUUGGUAAAGUGUAUUUGGUUAGAGAGAAGGCUUCUAACAAAUUAUAUGCUAUGAAAAUAUUAAGUAAAAAGGAGAUGAUUGAACGGAACAAAAUUAAAAGGGCAUUAGCUGAGCAGGAAAUCUUAGCGACUUCAAAUCAUCCGUUUAUUGUUACCUUAUACCAUUCUUUCCAAUCAGAAGAUUAUCUAUAUCUUUGCAUGGAAUAUUGCAUGGGAGGAGAAUUCUUUAGAGCUCUACAAACCAGGAAAAGUAAAUGUAUUGCAGAAGAAGAUGCAAGAUUCUAUGCUGCUGAAGUUAUUGCAGCUUUGGAAUAUUUACAUUUAAUGGGGUUCAUUUACAGAGACUUAAAGCCGGAAAACAUUCUCCUUCAUCAAUCUGGUCAUAUUAUGUUAAGUGAUUUUGAUUUGUCAAAGCAAAGUGAAAGUUUAAGCAAUCCUGUAAUCUCUUUCAGCAAAACUUCACAUGGCUUGUCCAAUUCAAACGAACCAACAUUGGAUACCAAAGUGUGCAUUGAUGGCUUCAGAACUAACUCAUUUGUUGGAACAGAAGAAUACAUUGCUCCUGAAGUCAUACGAGGAGAGGGACAUACCAGUUCAGUUGACUGGUGGACAUUAGGUAUAUUUAUCUAUGAAAUGCUUUACGGUACAACCCCUUUCAAGGGCCGAGACCGUAGAAGAACAUUUGCAAAUAUAUUGAAAAAUGAGGUGAAAUUUCCCGAUUCCAAGCCAGCUUCUUCAACAUGCAAGAAUUUGGUUAAAAAGUUGCUUACUAAGGAUGAAAACAAACGGUUGGGUUCAAAAACAGGUGCUUCUGAAGUGAAAAUCCAUCCAUUCUUUAAGAAUACCCAAUGGGCACUAUUAAGAAAUCAAAAACCACCAUUGAUUCCAAUUAUUUCUAGAUCAAAACGACCAGAAGAUCAGAGCACAUCUGAAUCUAAAUCAACUAAAGACAUUGACACAGAAUCAGAGAAACCAAAAGCCUCAGAAGAGUUACCAGAAGCUGAUGUUGUUUUACCACACAAACCCAAGCAAAACGAUCCUUUUGCUAAUUUCAGCUCUGUCUCGUUACAUUAUAACGACGAGAGUGGGGAUCAAGCUUUGGAGUAUUCCACGGAUGUAUACGCUAGCGUUGCAUAUACAAUCACCAAUUCUGGAGGUACUCCUAAAAAGGGUUUUUUAAAGAGGUGA